Molecule: messenger RNA, 1530 nt
Organism: Cotesia congregata
Lineage: Eukaryota; Metazoa; Arthropoda; Insecta; Hymenoptera; Braconidae
Source: the annotation of a GenBank genome assembly
AUGGAUCCUGAAUUAAAUCCAACAACAGCUGGCAACUCACUGAUGUAUCAAGCCAUCGAAGAUGACAAAUUGGAAGAUGUUAAAUUGUUAUUAGAAAAUGGAAUUGAUGUAAAUGAACCGAUAAUAACAACUGGAGAAUUUGCUGGAUUCACAGCAUUGCAUGUUGCAUGCAUGAAAAAUAGAGAUAAAUUGGUGGAGUUACUAGUUAAUGAUUAUAAAGCAGAUGUCAAUGCAAUGGCUGCUGACGGGAGUCAACCCAUUCAUUUAGCUUGUUUUUAUGAACCACUAGACGAAUUUGAAUUCCGGGCUGUACACCCAAACGUAGGCAGUAAAAUUCCAACAUUGGUAAAAGCUAAUGCAAAUGUUAAUGCCGAAUUUGGACAAGAAAUUUUUUCAAAGCACGUCAAAGACAGAAAAUGGUGUCCCGAUUUUGGUGAGAAAAUGCCACUAGCUGCAUAUGCUGUUAUUUAUAAUAAACCAUCAAUAAUUAAACAUCUCAAAAAAGUCAACGUAGACAUUAUAAGCCUUACAAAUAAAACAUUGCUGAUGUACCCUGCUGAAUAUGAGUGUUUUCAUUAUAUUCCAGCUAUUGUUUCAAAUGUUGAAGAUCCUGAAUUGAUGAAUAAGUUGAUAAACCACCGUGAUAAUGAUGAUGUACCGCUAACUCAUUAUCCAUUUCAUCCUAAAAAAUAUGGAAAAUAUCGAUAUGAUGAAAGUACGUUGUUACUUGAUGAAUCACUCGAUCGAAGAUUUAUGCCGUUAUUAUCAAAUUUGGGGGCUGACAUGUAUGCACUGAUAAACAAUGACCCCGCAACAUUUUUGCCCAAUAUAGCGGCUUACAGAGGUUGUCCAGUGCUACUGGAGGAUACUUUGCCUUUUUAUACUUCUAUGCCCUUAUCUAAGGCUUUAUACUACGCCAUAUAUCCUAUAGAUGUAACUCCUGAGCAUAUAAUACUUUUCCAUCCGAACGAAGUGCGACUGGAGACUCUGAUGGACAUCAGAGAUAAUCGACGUCAAUGCACAUAUAUUGCUUUAAGAAAUCUGGUCUUUAGAGGUGAAUUCAGAUUACCUGUUCCAGAAGAAGAAAUAAAAUUGAUGGAUAAGUUAAUUGCCAACCACGUAAUGCCCAGAGAGGUUGUAAAUGACUAUAAAAAAAAUUUCAUUGAAAAAGAAUUACAGGAGAGCUUUAUUAAAUUCGGCGAUAAAAAAAUGACAAUCUAUGAUUUUUUGAUGCAAGUUUUUGAUAAUAAAAAAUUAAAAAUUUUGGCUCGAGAAGAGAAUUUACUGGAUGCCCUCGAUAAAGUUUUCAAGGAGAAUGAUGAUGAUUAUAAUUUCUAUGCGACCUAUUAUGAUCCAAUUAAAACCAGGAUAAAAGAUGCUAAGGAAAGAUUAAGACAUCUCGAGAAUUUGAAGAAAAUUUCAUCACUCAGAAAAGCUAUACCGUUACCGUUUGAACUGAUAUUAUAUAUUGUUGAGUAUCUAAACAACAAACAAUUUAACUCAUUUAUAAAAGCAUUUUAUAGUUCGUAA